CAGCUGCAUGUGUUGUGGGCAUGUCUCCUACCAGUUUUGACUGUUGAAAUAAACACACUUUUCUUUCAAAUAUGUUCCAGAUAAUCAUCUGUCAAGCGACCAAGACAUAUGGUGUCACGGAAUAUCAAGUUAGAAAAACAAAUCUAGGCCAAAAAGACGCUUAAACAGACAGAGAAAUAAGUCACCUGGUCUCAAAGCUAAUCAAUGGAAAACUUUAGCUUUACUGGAAAACACCUGAACAAGUCACGCCGAGCCUCCUCCUCACCCUCCGUCCCCUACUCCCUCCGCCCCUACCCCACCUCACCAGACUCUUCCCCUCGCUCACACCGGUGGUUGUCAUGGCGAUGGAGUCAGCCUCAGCGUCGGCUCCAGGGGUUGUUGCCAUGGAGAUCCCGGUGCGAGGUGCGCUCCCGGUGGUGGAGGAGGACGAGGGCUUCAGCGCGCCGACGCCGGGGUCCGAGGAGCGACUACGAUACCGCCGAGGCGGAGGGAGACGGCGGCGAGGGGUGCCGUUCAACCGGGGCAGCUACUACAUGCUGAUAGUGAUCGGGGAGAUCGGCACGGAGCACCAGCUGGAAGCCGCCAGGGCGCUGAUAGAGCGGGGAAUUCGAUCCUGGGACGUCGACCUCCAGUGCUGCGACCUUGAUCAGCAGCUGCAGCUGUUUAUAACCCGUCACUCCGCCCACUUCUCCUCCGAGGUCAGAGGACAAAGAACCCUCCACCACAGCAGUGAUGUCCUAGAGAUUGUGGUGCUUGUCAACCCCUCUGAAGACACUGUUGUAUCAGAGAUCCAGUCUCUUGUCACAGACUCAGCAGGACACAAGCUCCUGGUCUUGAGUGGCCAGAGCUCAGAUCACGGUGGCCUUCUUCUUCAAACUGGGGUUUUCACCUACCAGACCUUUUCACGAGUCUUUACUGAUCCUGGGGUCAGUGAAUUACUGGGCACAACAGCCCCCAAGCAGCAGGCUACACUUACUGUGUCCUGCCGCGGGGAGGUGGGCUGGAGCUCCCUGGGACAGCUGCAGAUCCUCCGGGAGUUCCUGGAAUACAAACUAAACCCUGAACCUGUUCUCCCCAAGAUGGAGGGCGUCACAGAGUUCACAGAGUACAUCUCUGAGACGGUUGACGUCCCUUCACCCUUUGACCUCCUGGAGCCACCGACCUCCGGAGGCUUCCUGAAACUGUCCAAGCCAUGUUGCUACAUCUUUCCUGGUGGACGAGGAGACUCUGCUCUCUUUGCAGUGAAUGGCUUCAACAUCUUAGUGGAUGGAGGCUCUGAACGGAAAUCCUGCUUCUGGAAGCUCGUCCGUCACUUGGACCGCAUUGACUCAAUUCUACUUACACACAUCGGCGCUGACAAUCUCCCAGGCAUCAAUGGGCUUCUUCAGAGGAAGAUAGCAGAACAGGAGGAGGAGCAGUCCCAAGGCUCCACCAACUACAGUGACUGGAUGAAGAACCUGAUCUCUCCUGAGCUAGGCGUGGUCUUCUUCAAUGUACCAGAGAAGCUCCGCAUGCCAGAAUCUAAUCUCAAAGUGAAACGCAGCAUCGAAGAAGCCUCACUAACUCUGCAGUACCUUAACAAACUAGGAAUCAAACCAGAGCCUCUCUUUCGAGUGGUCAGCAACACUAUUGAGCCCAUUACUCUGUUCCACAAGAUGGGAGUGGGCAGAUUAGACAUGUAUAUCCUCAACCCUGUCAAAGACAGUAAAGAGAUGCAGUUUUUAAUGCAGAAGUGGGCUGGCAACAGCAAGGCCAAAACUGGUAUUGUGCUGCCCAAUGGUAAAGAAGGAGAAAUAUCUGUGCCGUACCUGACAUCAGUUACAGCCUUAGUCGUCUGGCUCCCUGCCAACCCUGCAGAAAAGAUCGUCAGAGUGCUGUUCCCCGGGAAUGCACCACAAAACAAGAUCCUGGAGGGGCUAGAAAAAUUAAAGCACCUUGACUUCUUGCGCUAUCCUGUAGCCACACAAAAGGACAUUGCCUCAGGAGCUCCUCCCUCUGUUAUAAAACAGACCAAGUUAAAACAAAGAACAGAUAGCAAAGAGAGUCUCAAAUCCUCCCCGAAAACUACUGCAAAGGCGACAAAGAAAGAAACUGAAGGACAAGAUGAUGUGUCAGCUGCCACAGAGGCAAAGAGUGACUCUGUGAAGGAAAAUAUAUUAGAGAAAAAAGAGGAGAAAAAGCCAACGAAGACUAUAAAAUCUAAAACUGAUGUGCCAGAAAAGAAAAAACUCUUGAAAGAAAAAUCCUUAAAAAAGCACUCUAAGGAAAGGGUCUCAAAAAUGGAUGAGAAAAAGGACAAGGAAAAGAAAGAAAUCAAGAAAGUAAAGAAAGAUGACUCUGCUAAAAAAGAUGACAAGAAAGAUGUUAAGUCCAAAGAGGACAAAAAGAAGGACACAUCCAAACCUGAGCUGAGAAAAAUUACAAAGCCUGACCUAAAACCACUUACACCAGAGGUCAGAAAGACAUUACAUAAAGCUAAAGUGUCAAGUAAAGCCAAAACUGGAAAAAUCAAAGCAGCAAAGGCCGAACCUCCUGAACCCAAAGCAGAGGAGCCAAAACCUGAAAUUAUUCAGCCUGAACCCAUAGAGAAUGGAGCUGUUGAGGGUAUGUCCGCUCCCUCCACACCUGAAGACCUAACCAAGGAUUUUGAAGAACUGAAAAAAGCUGAUGUUGUAGCUGUAUCAGCAGAACCACCGGACAGUACUGAAGUUUCAUCUGAGCCAACAGAACAAGAGAAGCAGGAAGUACAGGAAACUAUAUCUGAAAUUCCAGCUGGCACAAAGUCUCCUGAAGAGGAGGUAACAGCCCCAGAAGUGAAAGCUGAAAUUGAAGACAAAGAAAAGGAGGCAACACAGGAGAGAGAAUUAGAAGAGGCUCAAAAGUUUGAGGAUGAAGGAGCAGCAACACAGGAUGAGGAAGAGGAAGAGGAGGAAGAAGUGGCCCCAGCUGUUGAAAAGAAAACAGAAGAGGAGGAGGAGGAAGAUAUGGGAAUAGGUGAAGAGGAAGAUGAAUCAAAAUGGAAGGAGGCAAAGGAUGAUGGGCUUGACAGAAAACAUGAGAUAGAACAAAUGGAGAAAUCAGAGCUCACAGCUAAAGUUGUGACACAAAAGGAGCUGCAAAUGACUCCAUCCAAGGAGGAGCAAGAGAAGGAAGAAGAGGAGGAGGAAGCAGUGGAGAAAGCCGAACUGGAGGAGGUGGAAGAUUUAGAUGUAAUAGCAGAUGAAGAAAUCAAAGUAAAACCUGAAGAUGUGGUUGAAGAACAAAUGGUCACUGAAAGCAAAACAGAUGAAAUUAUGACUGCAGCUAAAUAUGAGGAGGAAGAGGAGGAAGGCUACCUGUCACAUGUUGGAGGGGCCACAGCUCCCAUAACCUCAGUAGCUCAAGGGGCGGCUGCAGCUGAACCCGUCUCCUACAUCCAAGACGAAACCAUCCCUGGCUACUCUGAGACAGAACAGACCAUCUCUGACGAGGAGAUUCACGAGGAGGCAGAGGAGAGGAUACCACACCUUCAAUAUGAUGUCGGUGCCUAUGACAUCUCUGUUCCAGAUCAGACCGAAUCAUUUGUCAACAUCCACGGCAUGAGGGAAAUGCAAGCUGCGGCUAUGACCGAGAAAGGGUUUAUCCCAGCUGUGCAGGAGCAAGUAUCUGUGUUCACUAACAUCAUCACUGCUCCUCUGGCAGAAGAGGAGCAUGUGUCUUCUGCAACGUCCAUCACAGAGUAUGACAAAAUGUCCUCCUUCCCUACUUCUAUUGCUGAAGAUCAAUCUGUGGCAUCUGUCGCAGCACCUCAGGCUGAGGAACCACCCAAAACCCCUGCUCCCCUGUCAACCCCACCUGACGUUACACAAGGCAAAGAGCAGCCACUCUCUGCAGGAACUCUUUCACCACCUUCUUUAGAAGACGACAAACAACCCAAAUCUCCAUCUGAGGAUAUACAGCUUCCUCUUUUAGAAGCAAAGACAGCAGCUAAAGCUCCUGAUGCUCACGGUGCGGAGGAGGAAGAAGAAGAAGAAGAAGAGGAGGAAGACCAAACUCCUAAUGUUGACAUUUCACUUGAAAAACUCCAAGAGGGCUAUGCUUCUUCCCAAAUAUUACAGGGUAAAGAGAAAGACAUUGAAAAGCUCGCUGGCUCAGUGUCACCUGUUUCAAAGACAAUACAAGACACCAAACCAGUCCACCUGCCAGUUGAAGAAGAAAAUAUAGAUGCAGUUGCACCUAAAGAUAUUUCAUCUGUUGUGCCUACCAGACCUUUUGGAUCAGACUCAGUAACUUCAGAGAGUGAGGAGCGUUGCUUCAGUCCAGAUGAUAUCACUGUGAAAAUGGCCUCCCCUCCACAGUCUGGACCCUCAAGUGCAGCUCACUCACCAAUUCGUCAGUCACCAGUGGAAGAGAAGAUGAAGGUUUUCCCUGAUUUGGAGUUGCAAAAGGAAGAGAAGAUCCCCGAUGUAGUCACUGCAACUGAAGACAAAACCAAAAAACUAGGGGAUGAAGCAGAAAAGGAGACACAAAAAGACAUUGACAAGCAGAAAACAGAUCAGCAUGAAGUAGAAGCUGAAAAAUUUUCUGACAAAACAUUUGAAAAGGACAUAAAAGAGGUUCCAGUGACGAAGGAGCCAGAAAAAGACAUUUCACCAGUGCCAAAAGAUGAAAGCAAACAGGCAGAAACGACCCCUGUUGUUGCAGCAUCUUUAACAGAAGUUCAAUCACCCAUGUUAGAGAGGGAUUCCCUCAUCUCAUCUGCACAACGUGAGGAAGACAUAGAUGUCGGGCUCAAGGAUAAAGAACCUAAAGUGCCUGUUCCAGGUAAAUUUCCAGAGAGGGAGGGUCGUUUCUUAGAUGAUGAUGAUGAUGAUCACAAGAAAGAUGAUGACGAUCAUGAUGAUAAAUCAGCAGUUAAGAUUGUCAAAGCGGAACAUGAGCAAGAAAAGGACGACAUCUCUGAUGUCAAACAAAUCGAGGAUGAGCAGAAACAGAAAUCUGUCACUGAAGAAGAUGUUUCUGCCAUUAAGUCCAUCAUGGAUGAGAAAGCAGAGAAAGAGGCAGUAAAGGAUGAUACCUCUGAUAUUAAACCUGUCAAAGAAGAGCAAAUUGCAAAGGACACUGUCACUGUUGAUAGAGCCAUUAAAGAUGAACAAAAAGAGCCUGAAAAAGACCAUAUUCCUGAGGCCAAACCUACUAAGGAAGCAGAGGUAGAAAUUGUUGCUGCUCCUGAGGCCAAACAAAUCAAAGAUGAGCAGGAGCAGAAAGAUACAAAACAAGAUGAGGAUGUUGACCUCAAAACCAAGGAGACAGAGGUUAAGAAGGAUGAUGUGUCUGAUGGUAAGAUUUUGAAAGAAGAGGAGAAAGAGAAAGAGCCAGAAAAAGUUGGCACGUUUGAUAUUAUUCCUAUAAAGACUGAAGAGAAAGAGAUCGAAAAGGUCCAUGCCACAGAUAUCAAGCCUGUUCAAGAGAAGAUGGAGAAAGAGGCAAAGAAGGACGAUAAGCCCAUUAUUGUGCCAACUAAAGAUCAGGAGAAGAAAAAAGAGACAGAAACAUCUGACAUCAAAGUGAUUGAAGAUAAGAAAGAGGAGAAAGAGGUGGAAAAAAUAGAUGUAACUGCUGCCAAGCCCUCUACAGAUGAGCAGAAGGAAAAAGAGAAAGAGAUGGGUGAUCUCACUGUUGCUAAACCCACCAAAGAAGAAGAAAUUAUUGGUAAGGAUGAUACAUCUGCUGUUACCGUAAAAGAAGAAAAGGAACAAGAGGUCUGUAAAGAUGCUAUCUCAACCAUCAGCCCCACCAAGGUGGAGGAAAAAGAUGUUACAGUGAGUAAAGAUGACAUUUUUACUGCCAAGCCAACCACAGAGCAAGAAAAAGAGAAAGAGACAAGUAAAGAUGAUGUCUCAGUCACCAAACUUUCCAUGGAGCAGGACAAAGAUAUAACACCAAGCAAGGAUGAUACUCAGACCUUCAAACCUACAACAGAAGAAGACAGGAGGGAUGACAUAAGUAAGGAUGAUACUGCUGCUAUAAAACCUACCAAAGAAGAGGAGAAAGAUAAACUCCCAAGUAAGGAAGAAACUUCUGCUGUUAAACCAACAGUUGGAGAAGAAAAGGGACAAGAGGAGAGUAAAGAUGAUACUGCUGGCGUCAGACUUACUAAGAUGGAGGAAGAGCAGGUAAUACCAACCAAGGUAGAAGAAAAAGAACCACUUAAGGAUGCCGUCCAACCAGGUGUGGAGAGAGAAAAGGAGCAAGAGACAAGUAAAGAUAAAGAUGUCACUUCUGCUGUCAUUUCUACUGUCAAAGCAUCCGAGGAUGAAACAAGCACAAAGAUUGACAUUCCUGUGGCUAAACCCACCAUGCAAGACGAAAAAGAGGAAGAUAUCAGUAAAGAUAUUUGUGCUGUCAAAUCAAUAGAAGGAGAAAAGGAGAAAGCAGUGGAUAAGGAGGAAGCCUUCACUGUCAAACCAUCCAAGGAGGGAGAAAUGACAAUUCAGGAUCGUAGUGCUGAACAUAUAAAGGAGGAUACAGUGACAACUAAGGAAGAAAUGUCUGAUAUCAAACCAUCAAAGGAGGAAGAAAGCAAAGACACUGCUGGUGUUAAACCCCUCAUAGACAAAGAGAAGACAGAAUUGAAAGAUGUUACAGCUGAUGUAACAGUCAUCAAGGAGGAGGCAAAGACAGAGCUGAAAGACGUUACACCUGAUGUAACAGUCAUCAAGGAGGAGGCAAAGACAGAGCUGAAAGACGUUACACCUGAUGUAACAGUCAUCAAGGAGGAGGCAAAGACAGAGCUGAAAGACGUUACAGCUGAUGUAACAGUCAUCAAGGAGGAGGCAAAGACAGAGCUGAAAGACGUUACAGCUGAUGUAACAGUCAUCAAGGAGGAGGCAAAGACAGAGCUGAAAGACGUUACAGCUGAUGUAACAGUCAUCAAGGAGGAGGCAAAGACAGAGCUGAAAGACGUUACACCUGAUAUAACAGUCAUCAAGGAGGAGGCAAAGACAGAGCUGAAAGACGUUACACCUGAUAUAACAGUCAUCAAGGAGGAGGCAAAGACAGAGCUGAAGGACGUUACAGCUGAUGUAACAGUCAUCAAGGAGGAGGCAAAGGAAACACCAAAAGAGGAAACUCAUGAUACAGAGUUUAAGGUUAAAGAAGAGGAAAUGGAAAAAGAAAAGAGCGACAUUUCUGAUUUAGUGUGCUUUAAGGAGCAGAAGGAAAAGGACAUUGUUGAUACUUCUGUCAAAACCUCGAGGGAUGACAAAGAGGUGGAAAAAACUGACAUUUCUGACAAACAAAUAAUAAAAGAAGAGCCUAAAGAGCAGGAGAAGGAUGACAUCUCUGACCAAAAACCCAUUUUGGAGGAACUCAAGUACAAAGAAACUGAAAAAGAUGAUACAAAAAAAGAGAAAGAAACAGAUGCCACUGUUGAGCAAUCCAAGGAUGUUAAAGAGAAAGAGUCACCUAAAGUUGAAGCCAUCAAGGAGGAAAUGAAAGAUGAAGUCAAACAGGACAUUCGUGAAGCUGAAUCCAUCAAAGAGGGGACAGAAAAGGAGGUGUGCGCUCCAACAUUAAGCGCCAAAGAUGCGGAUAAAGGGAAGCAUGAUUAUCCUUUUGAGUCUGAACCCAAGAAGGAUGAUAAAAAAGAGCCAGCUCCUCCCAUGGCUCCAACUGUGGAAGAGGAGAAGACUAAAGAGACUAAAAAGGAUGAUAUUUGUGAUGUUACUGAUAAGCAUAUACAUGAAGAAACUUCUGAUAAGCUUCCUGAAGCUCAGACAGAAAAGGACACUUUUGGUGUAUCAGUAGAAAUGCAGAAAGACUCUUCUGUAACAGAAUCAAGUGAAGACCUGAAACCAGCAAAAGAUGACAUUUCUGUGUCUCCCCUCCACAUCCAGGAAGAGAAGAAGGAACAAGAUAAAGAAGAAAAGGUCAUUAUUAGUCAAGAAGAGAAGACAGAGAAAGAAAAAGAUGAUGCACAUGUUGCUGAACUGAGCAAAGAACAGAAAAUGGAAAAAGAACAAGAAAAAGAAUACAGCUAUGAGUUUGAGGACAUCAAAGAUGAAAAGACCAAACCAACAGAGGAAGAGAAAAUAAUUAAAGAAAAGGAUGCUGCUGACACAAAGAUGGAUGACAUCACUGAGAAAGAGAAGUAUGACUCCUCUGAUACAGACCACACCAAAGAGGAGAAAUGGGAGAGAGAGGAAUUACAGGAGAAAGACCAGGACAAAACCAUUAAACAACCUGCACAGACAAUAACAGGAGAAGCAGUGGCGUCCAAGUCAGAUUUCAAGCCUGCGUUUGUGGUUCAUUCCUCUGAUGAAGACAGAGAAGAUGAGGAGGAGGAGGAGGACAUCUGUAUGGGAGGAGCAGGCUCCAGACCUUUGUCAGUAGAGCCGAGAAAAUCAGAUCAUGACAUCUCCUCUGCAGGCCUGCCCUUAACCGAAACUGCACCGAAAAGUGACCAAACUAAACCGCCAACAUCAGAACAGACCACAGUGAUCAUUCCUACGCUUACAAUGCAGGAGCCCUCUAUUGACGAAGACAUUAAGGAGUCUGGCAAAGAAGAAUCCAGACUUUCACCUAUGGCAGACAAAGAUGAUGUCAAAACAGAAACCACAACUGCACCUCUCGCCAAGCCAGAGCCCUCCUUUGACAUUGUCACAUCAAAGGAGGAGAUGUCCUCUACUCCAAAGCAAGAGCCAGCUUCUGACAUCCCAGCUGCUAAAACAGAACCAGUGUCAGACUCAACUGAGAAAAAGCCUGCAUUGUCAACAGUAUCAAGCACAGACAGUCAACCCAGGAGCUGCACACUUUCAAGCACUGAGAGUCAGUCGAGUGUGGAGGAAACACCACAACAAGAGAAACAGAUACCGUCCCAGACAAGCCCAGGAGUUACUGACACAGAAAAAACUAAGCCAGAUGAGAAACCAAGGAAGGAAGCAGAAAGGGAGAUGGAGGGAGAACGAGAGGUGGCUUCUCCAGGAUUUUCACGACCUUGUUCAUAUUUUACGCUGGAUAGAGAUUCUGAGGAGGCUGGACACCCUGAUGCUGCAAAAUCAGAGCCUGCAAAAAUUCAGAGUGGUGACAAAGUAACCUCAGAGAAGGAGGCUGUCAGUGGAAGCCUGAAAGAUGAAAAGGAAACCUUUGGUGCAUCCAAGUAUGAUCCAUAUGAAAAGCCCAUCUCAAAAGAUCAAGACUUAGACUCUAGAGAAGAGCCUGAGGUUUCUCUAGGUUUUGAUCACACCUCUGACAUCGGUAUUGAUGAUAACAGAAGAACAAGCCAGACAGAGGCUGGAGGAGCCAUGUUCCUCCUUGACGACCAAUACAAAGAAGAGCCGUUGUCGUUCAGCAGAGUCGACUACAGCCCAGUGUCCCUCACAGAGAGCGAAAGAAGCAGCCACCAUAGUCGAAGUGCCUCUCCUAAAUAUGAAGACAGGGAGAAAGGCCAAGAGGAAGAGAGUGAAAGAGAGGAAAGACCAGAUACACCUUAUGUUGAGAAGAGCUUUUCAUCCAUAGACAUGCAAGACAACAAAAUGUCCCAAGCUGCUGAGUCUUAUUCUUUCACUCCUAAAGAAGACAAACCUGAGAAAUCGGAGAAAGAGAAAGAUGAUAUGAAGGAAGGUGCUGCAGCAGCUCUGCAACCUGGGGCAACAGGAGAAAGUGAUAAAGUUUCUACCAGCGCUGCCAUUCAAUCAGCAGGCGUUUCAUUAAGACAAGAAACGCCCUCUCCCUCAUGGAGCCAAACAGAUCUUGGUGCCCAGGCCUCAGCUACUCCUGUAGCUUUUGGAGACUUCACAGAGAAGAAAACAUCUGAAAAAGAGAAGGAAAAAUCUGCUGAGUCACUGAAAGAAAAAACAGAGUCCUCUGAAAGAGAGGGCUCUCCAUCUGGUCGGCACUCACCUGCAGAAAAAGACAUUUUACCUCAACAAGCAUCACCUUUAGAGAGAGACGAAACAUCAACUGACUCAAGGACAGCUCCUGCAACCACAUUUUUAGGACACGAGAUAGACGAUAAUGUUCUUGCCUCUGAUAACAGUCAAAUUAGUAGCUCUGCCACAUGUAAAUCCAUGUUAGACUUUCCUGAAGGAAAGGAGAGCCUGAUAGAUAAAAGGUUACUUGUAGAGGGAGAAGAUUUCAAUGUUGAUGAUGAUGAAGAGGAAGAUGAGGACGAGGAGGAAGAGGAAGAGGAGGAGUUAAGUGAUGUAGAUAUGGAAAAGGGUGCAAGAGAGCAGUCUGAAAAAGAAAUGUGCAGACGUAGUCCUGAUGAUAGCGCUAAGUUGGCGGAGGUAGAGGACUCAAAUAAGAAAUCACAGUUGCCUGAAUCAGGCUUCCUUAAAGAGGAAACAGUUUGUAAACCAUCACCUGAUGAUGCCUCAGCUUCUAAACUCACAGAGACAGACAAACAGGAUAUAAGUAAAAAACCACCAUCUCCUGAUGAGAAACCGCUUAAAGCAGAGGAUACAACUGGUGAUACAGCUACACCCAAACCUGCUGAAACAAAGAGUGAAGAUGUAGGCAAAACAACUCCAUCUCUAGGCCUGAGCGCUCACAAAGCAGAGGAAAUAUGUGUUUCUACACCAGAAGCCCAAAAACUUCCUGAAACAAAGAAAGCAGAGGAUACAGACAAAAAGCAUUUGUCCCCCGAAGCAACCACAAAGAGAAGGCUGUCAUCAGCAGAAGAUAUAACCUCCUCUGAAGUAGCAGAGUCAAAAAAAGGAGAUGAAGACAAAGGGUCUCUAUCUCCAAGCUUUUUGACAAAGGAAACUUGUCAACCAAUAUCCACGAGCAGCUUGAUAAGCAGCGCUUUACCAACUGAUCAUUCAGAGGCCAAGCCUACGUCUAGUCCCUCCCCUCCGCUAACAGGCAGCUAUGCUGAUAUCGGACAGAGCAGAUCUGGAGAUUAUUCUGAGCAUUUUUCCAGUGAGGAAAGUAAAGUAGAAUUUAGGGAGGAUAAGAAAGAUACCUCUGAAGGAUCCAAGCUAAGUGAUGACAAAUAUUACAGCCAAAGAGGCAUCCAAGAAGAAAGUUCAGAUGAGAGGCAGACCCCAGAUAUCCCCACAAAACAUGAGGAAACUACCUCAUCAGCUUGCACGUAUACCACCUUAACGUACUCUACUUCAACAUACUCUUCUACAUCGUAUAGUUACUCAUCCUCAGCCUCAACUUCUGCCUCUUUGAGCCAACAGUUUGGAGACAAAGCUGAAACUUUCACAACAAUAUCAAGCUCUGAAGUACCUCUAGUCAAAGAGGAGUCAUCGUUCACAAAAGCAUCUACAAGCUCCUGCUUUGGAGGAUUUCAGAGAGAUGAGUACAUGGAAGUGACAUCAAAACCUGCAACAAAAAUGUCUUUACUCAGUCAAUUUGAGGAGACCAAACCAUCAUCUCCAGUCUUAUCUACCACUGCCAAACAGACUGAAGAUCCAGUUAGUUCUGCAAAGCCUGAAGCAGACACAAAGUCAAGCACUGAUAGUUUUUAUAUGCUAGAAACAAAGAUUAUAACAUCCACCGCAGCACCAUCUCUACAACCUACUGACCCAGUAAAGGUGUCAGAGAGCUUAUCCACAUCAGAGGCUCAUUUUGAUGUCUCUCCUCUCCAAAGGGCUGACUCCUCUGACAGGGGGUCCCAAGGGUCAGCAGAAGACGAGGAGCCUCAUACACUUGAAAUGGAGGACAGCACCCUACCAUGUCGUAUUGAAUGUCAAAAAAUCAAAGUGGCUGAGCAAAAAGAGACAAUUUCAUCAAUAACUGGGUCACAUGUGGUAGAAAGUACCACACACGCUGUAGAGACGAAGACUGUCACCAUCACCUCUACUACUGUUGUGUCUAAACCUGACGUGGUGUCGCAAACAACUCAACAGACAUCCUCAGUUACUCCACUGAGUGACAGUGGAGCUACCAAAACCUCAUGUGCCAUAACAGAUGUGUCCAAAACAGGAGAGGAUAAAGAGAAGAAGGAGAAAACAUCAGAGGCAAAAGAAGAAAAGACAAGUGGAGCUGCUGCGCCUUUGAAGGAAGAUGCGAAGGUGGCAGAGAAAGAAACAAGUGAAAAAGAUGAAAAGACAGAGGCUGCUAAAAAAGAUGCUGAAGUCAAGCUGAAAACAGAGGAAAAGAAACUUGAAGAAAAGAUGUGUAAAGACAGCACAGAGGAGAAGAAAGCUACAACUGAUCCAAAGAUGUGUGAAAAAACAGAAGUUGGGAAGGGAAGUGAGCUGGAAAGAGUAGAAGAGAAAAGCCUGUUGGAUAAGCCACCAGAGAGAUUAGAAGUUAGAAGAAAGAGCAGUAUAUCUGACUGGGAGCUGCUACAGAGGCCUGACGACUGCCCAAGUGUCCCUCCUCCAGGUUAUGGUGAUGAUGAUGAGGAAGAGGAGGCAAUGGAAGCGAUGGAAUGGAUGAGCAGUGUCCACAGUACCUCUAUGUCCUCCUCAAAGGAUACCUAUCACACAGACACAUCUGGGAAAGGAGACGUAAAGACCGAUCGUCCCUCUGACUUGAACACUGGUGCCACCUCCUCCUCUGCCUCCCCUCCAGGCUACUCCUCCUGCGAAUAUAAACAUCGCAAAGGAGAACUGUCUCCAUCGUUCAUCAACCCCAGUCCUCAUCAGCUCUCCAGCGACGAGGGCGAGGAGGACGGCCGCAGUGACCACUUCCAGGAUGGGGACGAGGACGAUCAGGAGCAGCACUCUGUGAAAAGGAGGUCGCACAAGCAGAGGCACCACCACGCUCAGAGUUACCAUGGAGAUGCUGGGUCACACCAGCUGCCCGGGGCCAUGUCAUCCGGUUUGGCUGUGACAUUAGCCGGAGAGGAAACACCUCCGACAUCAGCAAGUGAAUCAUUGCCAUCGCAGUCGGAUUCUGACGUUCCUCCAGAAACCGAAGAGUGUCCGUCCAUAACUGCUGAAGGAAAUCUGGACUCAGACGAAGACGCUGAACAUCUGCCGGUGGACAAACUGUCUGCAUCUGGAGGGGGCCACCAUCCUCCAUCACCAAGAUCAGCUCAGAGGACUCACGACCCCCCCCCAACCCCAAUGAAGGACCCUUAUCCUCAUCCUCCCCACCCAGACGUGUGCAUGGUAGAUCCAGAGGCUCUUCUCAAUGACCACAGCAGCACAGAGAAACUUCUCAAAAAAGAGCACAAAACCACCAAGGGCCUCAGAAAGGGCAAACCCAAGUCUGCCUCCCCUGCUCGUAAGGGGGAGGUCAGGAAAAGGUCCUCUACUCCAGUGAAGCAGUCUAAAGACUCCGCCUCACCACGAUCAGCCUCCCUCAGGAGGAAGGACACAGAGAGAAGCUCCAGGCUGAUCAAGAUGUCUGAGACUCAAGGCUCCAGGACUGAGAUCCUCAAUCCAGGAAAAGGCUUGGUCAAUGGAGUCAAGAGCAGUUCAGGUAACAACUCACAGAAAACAAGUUCAGCCGUUCCACCUGGACCACCUGUCUAUGUCGACCUGGCCUAUGUGCCCAACCACUGCAGUGCCAAGAACGUGGACCAGGAAUUCUUCAAGAGAGUGCGGGCUGCGUACUACGUGGUGAGUGGGAACGACCCGGGCAGUGGAGAGCCCAGCCGUGGAGUCCUGGACGCCCUGCUGGAGGGCAAAGCUCAGUGGGGCUCCAAUUUACAGGUGACUCUGAUCCCGACCCACGACACAGAGGUGACCCGGGACUGGUACCAACAAACCCACGAGAGGCAGCAGGACCUGAACAUCAUGGUUCUGGCCUCCAGCAGCACCGUAGUCAUGCAGGAUGAGUCGUUCCCUGCCUGCAAGAUCGAGUUCUGAGCUUCACGAGCCUCGCUGUGCUCCCCACACCCCUUCCCCAUCCUCCACCGCCCUCCCUGUCAUCUGUUCACAGUGAAGAUAGUGCGAGAGCAAACAGCACUCUCUGCUUCUUCAAAGUUUCUCGCUCUCUCAUGGUACCAGUCUCAAACACAUUUGCUGCAGCCCUCGAUACACUAGAUUCUGUUAGCUGAAAUCAAAGUCAAACCUCUGGGUUUAUGCUUUCUGUGACAGUGGGGUUAUCACGCCAGUAAAAUCGUACUUAUAUGUUUGUUUUCUUCUGUGAGUUAAAUGUCUGCCCUAACACACUUCUUACACUAGCACUAACAAUUGUAGUACAAGUUCAAAUCAUUUCCAACAACAUAAUCAUACUUGACAGCUUUCUUUGCCUCAUAUCGUACAGACAAGUGGACAUCAUAAUCCCACAAAUGCAUAAUACCACAGGUAAAUUACAGAUUAGUAAAAUGUAGCUCUUACACUUGUGGCUCAAAAUUAACUCAGAAAUUAAAUACUCCCAAGUGGCAAAUAUCUCACCCAGAAGGCCAAAAUAAGUGCCAAAACAACGAUUCUUAUUAAUUAACUUCUCCAAAAUAUCCCCUAAAUUAUCUCCAGCAAUCAAUCAUUUCUUAAGAUUGUAUGCACAGUGUUUUUAUAGAGUAGAUUUUUUUUGGUUUGUUUCUUAAUUUGAAGCCUUUUACAUCAAUGUGCAGAACAAAACCCAUCCUUUUCGAUUCUGUUCACACCACACUAGUGUUUGGAUUAACUCAACAAUGACAUAAAUUGAUGUUAUAUUUAAAGAAAAAAAAGAAAGAAAGAAAUGUUCCUUCUUGUCAUUUGUGGUGAAGUUUUAGGAGGUGCCUAAAGUUGCCACUCUUUGAAAUCUUUCUUCUCGGCUUUCACAGCUUAGCUGGUGCAUGAUGCUUGCAUUUUAGCUCGGACUCUUUCAGAGAGAACUGCAUAGGGUUAAUCCUUAAUUUAGCCAGCCUUCAAGUGUGGAAUGCAGUAUAGUGUAGAUAGGUUACUACACUGUUUGGCUGUCUAUGCUCAAGUGAAUUCAUUAGGCGCCAGGCAAAGGGACGAUGUUUCUACACUAAUCAUAUCUCUGCUGGAUGUAAUGGUUCUUCUUUAAGUCUUUAUCAUGGUCUUUGUUGGUUGUAUGUACUCCAGUAUACAUAUAGGGUAAAUGUUUCUAUAUCAAUACAGAGGUUAUGUUACAUAAAUGAUAUAUUUUGUGAUGAUGCAGCAAAUUAUGAUCCUGAGGUGAAUGCAGCGUUUUUGAUCAUGCAUUUUGAGAGGGUUUGAUUAAUAUUUCCAUCAUUUCCUCCUGUUCAGAUACAUUUUACCGUCUCUGUCGAUAUCACAAAGCGAUGGGAAAAAUAACGAGCAGUGACCUGUGACAAAUGUAGCAAAGAAAGCUUGUCUGUUCAUCCCUUCAGGGGGAACAAUUUGCCAGUAGGAACUGCAAUAUUUAUAUGUAGUAUUGGGGUUAUUUUUCAGGAGAAAAAAAAUAUGUGAAGUGCGUUACAGGAGGCUUCUUUCAUGUGCCUUUAGCUUGUGGUUUUGGAGAGAGCGGGAUAUUUUAAGGACAUUUUGAAGCAGAGCCAGAAACCAGGUUAAAUCAGGUACACGACUUUGAAACAGAGGACCAAUCAGUUCAUACAGUACACACACAAACUGUAUCCACUCCCAGGAUAGUACACUAACAUUGUUCAAACUUUGGAAAUAACUUUGGAGCUCUAAAAUCCAAUUAAGCAUUAAUUCCUCAACCUGAAAACUUUCAAACCAAUAUGAAUGUCUUCGAGCAAGGUAUUGCACCAAAUAGGAAUGCACUUUUAGAAGUCGGGCGUUUGUUUGUAGUUGAAGCACAGAGAGUUAGAGUAGCAGCAGAAAAUAACUUCUCACUGUAAAAUAAAAUGAUGUACAAGAUGUCCCUCCGAACUGAGCGUGCUGCCAGUGAGGGACGACAUCUUAAUAUGAAGCGAAUAUUAAUCCCAGAGUAAUAUUUAUAGAAUGAGCAUGAAUGUGAUGAUUAUGAUUGUACUAGACGCAGUUACAAAAUAGGAAUGUUUUAGAAGUAGUUUUGUGUGUGUGUAUACGAUACACACUGAAGAGCUGUUUUUCUAACGCAGCAUGGUUUGUUUCUGUAGGUUAUGUGGUGAUUGAGGUUUUUCUGUGGGUUCAAAGUAAAAGGUCUUUCUGCUUGUUCACAGCCGGACACGCAUUGUAUGCUCACAUUAAAUUUACAUGAGGCCAAGUUUUAGUUCUUGAGAGUAACAGAUUUACAUUUGCAUUUAAUUCUGGUUUAAUUUUCUCUACAUUUCUGCAGAGAACACAAAUCUAAUUUUUUUUUUUUUUUGUUUACAUUUCAUUUUUGUCAAAAUAAGAAAUAGAUUUAUGCCAAGAUUGCUCAUCUUAGCUCAUGCUUUUUGUUUAUGCUUUGUUCUCUUACUUUUUUUUUUUUCCUUUUUUUUUUUUUGAAGACAGAAUUGAAGCUAAGGGACGGGCCAGGCUGGGUGAAGCAGGGCAGGCUUGGAUUUCCAGAAAGGACUUUGUUUGAGCUAUCGAUGACAGGCUGAUUGUCAGAAUGUUGCCAACUAAAAGCAGGGAGGAUCCUCUGCUUACACCUAGUUCUUUACCUCAGUCUGACUGAAAAUAUAGAAGGAACUUUAGAACAUCCUUUAGAAGGCUAGAGUAACUUGUCAGCUUGUGCUAGCCUUGGAUCAGUGCCAUUUUCUUUCCCUGUAAAACUCACAGCACUAGCACUACUUUAUACCUCAUCUUCCAAAGCCUCCGUGCUCUUUGCUCUGCCUGGCCUCCAUUUACUUUCAAAGCAAAGAUAGCUGAUUUACAAGGUUGCCACUGAAUGUUUUUCCUUUUUUUUCUUUAGCAUAAUACCUGUCUGUCAUGCACUGUGUAAGCCUUGAUAUGCACCUCAUUUCUUGUGAUGUUUCAGAGGCAAACAUUGCUUUUUUUAUCCCACUGAGGAGAAUCUAAGUUUGAUGCAGUUUGUAUAUUAAAUAGCUGGGUACGCACAAGUACACACACACACCCUACUCUGGAGGGAGCUGAAUAACUGAAGGGCACAUUGGGACAAUUAAAGUUCAAAAUGACUCCCUGUUUCAGUUCACACCUGGAUGUUUUUGAAAUGAUCAAACAAAAAGUCCUGUUCACCCUUUCCUCAAUGCUGUAUGGAAAUGUGUCCGAAACAGGAAGAAGCUUUUAUUGUAUGGAUCAGAUUUUAUGGAUGGUCUGAUGUGUUGUACUGUCUUUGAAUAAUGUUUUUAAGUUGGCAGAUUCCAAAUACCCGGCCUUGAGAUAUUCAAGGCAUUAGCAGAACGCUGUGAAUCACUCAAUACUGAACUGUAUGACUAUACAGAAGCUGAAUGCACUAUAGAGGAGAUCUAUUUUUCUGAAUGUAGAGUUGGUACUACCAUAUGAAUGCUGCUGGAUCAAAACAAUAGACAAAGAAAAAAAUAAAAACAAACAAAAAAAAAAAAUAAAACAUUCACACCAACUUAGACAAAUAAAUUUUAAGGGAGCACAGAACGUGGGCAGAUCUGUUUUCUGUUUUGGCAAACUGUCAUUUCAGAUAUAGUUCUGUUCCAAAGUAAGAGAAAAGUUUGGUUUUUGAACUGAGAUCCCACAACAAACAUAUUAAAAGUAACACAGAAAUAGUAAUAACUGCAGCUGCAACUUUUUCCUUUUCCUGAAUAUGACUUGAAACACAUGCAGACUCAAAAACCAUCAAUAAAAUUAAACAAAUGCUACAUGUACAAUGUACUGUACACAGAAGUGUACAAAACCUGAAAAAUCUGAAAGAUAUGACAAACUAUCCGUCUUGUGAUACCUGUUCAUUUUAGCUGAUUUUAGUGACAGUAUGGUCAAAACUGCUAACUAUUCCUUGAACCAAGAAAAACACACUAAACGCUGACAAGAAACAGAAAGAAAAAAGUGCAUCUUUCAGUUCAAUUUCAUCGCCAUAUCUGUAUUAAAACAAAGAUAUCAUUUGAUCAUAAUAUGGUGUCAUCUGUCCAUCUACUCUUUCUGCAUGUGAUUUAUUUAGUUAUAAUACUGAAUGUAAUUGUUUAACAUGGAAAUAAUAAAAAAUACAAUGCUAUUUUAAAGAGGUAUAUUUGAAAAAAGCUAAUUGUCUUAACUGGUACUGAAAUGACCUACAGUAAUAUAAUACUGGGCUGUGCUUUUAUUGUUUGCCCUAUUAACAUGUUGUUAAGAAGACGCUGUAUUGGUAGUUCUGUUUGAUUCUCUCUCUCUUUUUUUGCAUUGUAUUAAUCUUAGUUAUGUUUUUCUUCCUCAGCGCAAUAUUCAAUAUCUCUGUCUCUUUAAAUCUAACUGGUUAAACUAGAACUACUGCAGAUUCAUUGUAAAAGGGAAACAGCCUGGUGAUCAUCAAUUAAAGUACAUUUAAAUCUAA
Molecule: messenger RNA, 18183 nt
Organism: Lates calcarifer (barramundi perch)
Lineage: Eukaryota; Metazoa; Chordata; Actinopteri; Centropomidae
Product: microtubule-associated protein 1B-like
Biological process (GO): microtubule cytoskeleton organization; dendrite development; regulation of microtubule depolymerization
Cellular component (GO): microtubule; dendrite; neuronal cell body
Molecular function (GO): actin binding; microtubule binding
Source: RefSeq, a predicted model, not a curated record